Molecule: messenger RNA, 3939 nt
Organism: Malassezia sympodialis ATCC 42132
Lineage: Eukaryota; Fungi; Basidiomycota; Malasseziomycetes; Malasseziales; Malasseziaceae
Gene: RPO41
Product: DNA-directed RNA polymerase
Biological process (GO): mitochondrial transcription
Cellular component (GO): mitochondrial DNA-directed RNA polymerase complex
Molecular function (GO): mitochondrial promoter sequence-specific DNA binding; DNA-directed RNA polymerase activity
Source: RefSeq, a predicted model, not a curated record
AUGUUGCCAUUGGCACUAAGAUUGCGUGGAUCAUGCAAUCGGGGUACGAUUGGGCGCAAAAUAGGGCCGUUUGCGCUCCGUGAAGCACAGAUGGCGCCGUGGGCAGCCCUGUCGACGACGCGUGCGGUCCGCGAGCCGACGAGUACCGACUCGCCGUUCCGGCCGUAUGCAGAGACCCAGAUAUACACACAGCUGCCCACACCCUUGCCGAUGGAUGUGCGUGAUCGCCAUCUGGCUCUGCGCCGCAAGGGUAUCAAUCUGGCGUCGUCCGCGCUGGACGAGAAGGAGGCGCAGCUCAUCGGCACGUCCCCGUCAAGCAUUGAGCAUGCGAACACGGACGAGGUCUACUUCCCCACCAGUCGUUCGAUCGAGACACUUGCCCUGUUCCAGGCGUGUUUAUCUACAGGUCUCAUAUCGCGCGCACACAAACUCAUGCAGGAAAUGCGCGCCGAGUCUCACGGUCGGCUGCGCGAGCUCUACGAGGGGCAUGUGUCUAGCUCUGACCAUGUGACGCCCAUGGCGCCACUGAAGCUGUGGUCGUACAAUGCCAUGCUCCAUGCGUACUUUGCCAAGGCAUUGGAGCCAGAUGCGGAGGACAGCAAAGUAUGGGUUGGUCACGCCUGGAAACUGUGGGACGACAUGAUGAAAGACGGAAGCCUUGUGCUGGAUCCACGACCGGAUGCAUCGACCAUCGCCACGAUGGCCGUGGGCGUGUCGCAGCUCCAGGGCUUGGGUAUUUACCCCCGUGGCCGCCCUGACCUUUUGGAGCUAUUGCGUGGCUCGCGCAAGCUCGGCAUCUCAUUGGACUCUGUGUUCUCAUCGACGGUACGGCAGAAUGGUCUCGCGAACGCGGCUGGGAGCGAGUCGUCGUCGCUGCUGCAGGGCACGAAUGCCGAUACAUACGCCCUGCUUAAGGGCUUCCGCGCGGCGGCAGCCAAGCUGGGCGAUGUUUCCGCGCAACAGGAGCUUGAUCAGGUGGCCCAAAUCCUGGACAAGAGCGAAGUGACAGCCGACGAGUCUGCGGCGGCGGAGCCAGCACCGGACGCGCCGGAGGUGCGCCCGGUGAUGAAGAAGGACAAGGCUACAGACACACUGUACAAACCUUUUAACUUGCGCACUCUUCAAGAGAGCCUGGAGAUGAUGAAGGAGGCACGUACCCGCUCCACAGACCUCUUCGAGCGGCAGCGCUGGCUCGAGCACUCGGCCCUGGAGGCCGCACGCAAGCGCCUCGAGCAUGAUACAGAAAAGCUGCAGGAGCUUGGUCUCGAUGCGGGGCACCUACAGUCCAAGACGCUGCAGGCAUGGAUGUGGGACUGGUACCGUAAGCUGGAAGAAACGCUGCGGAAAGACAUGGAGCGUUUGGCCCGUCAGACGAAGCACCAGCUGGCGAGCUCGAUGGACAUGCAGCUGUAUCCGUUCCUGUGCCUUUUACCUCCGUCCAAGAUGGCGAUGAUUGUGAUCCUGGAGCUCAUGCGCAUGCAGGGCAUUAGUGGCGUGGCAGACGGCAUCAAGACGACACGCGCGCUCAUCACGAUCGGAAAGGCUAUUGAGAAUGAGUACAGUGCCGUCAUGAUGAACAAGCACCCUGAGAUCUUUAUUCAGGCACGGCAUGCGCAGCAGAUGCUGGGUCAGCGCAACCUUGUGAACCUGGCGAUGCGACGCGACAUCAAGGCGUGGCAGGAGCGGUGCAAGGACGAGAACAUUGCGAGCAACAUUCCGAAGUGGACGCAAAUCAUUCGAGCGCGUGUCGGUAGCUACCUGGUGCAUCAGCUGCUGAGCGUUGCUACAGUGAAGCGCCAGGCGUAUGACCGUGAGGGCGAGCUUUGGGAAGAGGAGCAGCCGGCCUUUUACUCGGCCUAUGAGUACAUCCAGGGCAAGAAGCUGGGCGUGAUCCGUCUCAACGAGGUCGUCUCGCAGCGUCUCGACAAGGAGUCGGUGCGCGAAACUCUGCACCCACGCCAUCUACCGAUGCUUGUGCCGCCGCGUCCCUGGCUGACGCACGACUCGGGCGGUUACUUCAGCGUAAAAACCAGUGCGAUGCGCUACAAGGACUCGGUGGAGCAGAGCUCGUACCUCCGUGCUGCAUCUGCGAACAAUGGACUCGAAGUCGUGCUGGCCGGCCUGGAUGUGCUAGGCAACACGGCGUGGAACGUGAACCGUGAGGUGUUUGAUGUGGUGCUGCAAGUGUGGAACUCGGGCGAGGCGCUGGCAGAUCUGCCGCCGGCCGAGAUGACUGAUCCUGAGCCGGAGCGGCCGCCGCCGGACGAUAUCAAAGCGAAGGGUAUCUAUCUGCAGCGCCUGCGGCAAUGGAAUUCGAUCCGCGCCUCAAACCACUCGCAGCGAUGCGACAUCAACUACAAGUUGGAGAUUGCGCGCAGCUUUUUGGGCGAAAAGUUCUACUUCCCCCAUAACAUGGACUUCCGUGGCCGCGCAUAUCCGAUUCCGCCGCACCUGAACCACAUCGGUAACGACCUCUGCCGCGGUCUGCUCAAAUUCGCCGAGGCCAAGCCGCUCGGCGAGGCGGGUCUCCGCUGGCUACACAUCCACCUGGCCAAUGUAUGGGGCUACGACAAGGCGAGCUUUGCGGAGCGCGAAGAGUUUACUAAGCGCCAUGCCGACCUGGUUAAGGACUCGGCGACGCGUCCGCUCGAGGGCGAGCGCUGGUGGCUCCAGGCCGACGAUCCCUGGCAAUGUCUGGCCACGUGCAUUGAACUGAACAAGGCGUGGAAUUAUGCCGAUGGACCGGAGGCGUUCCCCUCACAGCUCCCUGUGCACCAGGACGGCACCUGCAAUGGUCUGCAGCACUACGCGGCGCUAGGCGGCGAUCUACAAGGCGCCAAGCAAGUGAAUCUGCGUGGCGGUGAUCGCCCCGCCGAUGUGUACACGGGUGUGGCCGAGCUGGUGAUUGAGCAGCUAUCGAAGCGCGCUGAGGCGGGCGACGAGACGGCGCAGCUGCUGUGCGGCAAGGUCACCCGCAAGGUCGUAAAGCAAACGGUCAUGACGACAGUAUACGGUGUGACGUUCAUUGGCGCGAAAAACCAGGUGAUGCGCCAGCUUGCGGACCGUGGCGAUGUACCGGCCGAAGAGCUGUGGUCGGCGGCGUCGUACCUGGCCAAAGUGAUUAUGGACUGCAUUGGCAACCUCUUCUCGGGUGCGAACCUGAUCCAGGACUGGCUCACUGUGAGUGCGCGCCUGAUUGCGAAGAGUAUUCCGCCGGAGCGCAUUGCGCAGGCGCAGCUGCGAACCGACAAGGCGGGAAAGCGCAGCAGCUCGACGCGGGAGGGCCGCGAGCAGAUGACGUCGGUCAUCUGGACGAGCGCGCUGGGUUUGCCUGUCGUGCAGCCAUACCGCAAAAUUAAGAAGCACCAGAUUACGACUGCGGUGCAGUCUGUGUACAUUCGUGACCCGAACCAAAACUACGAGGUGAACCCCUCGAAGCAGGCUAGUGCCUUCCCCCCCAACUUUAUCCACUCCCUGGAUGCGACACACAUGUUCCUCACGGCGCUGGAGUGCCACUCGGCUGGCCUUGUGUUUGCCAGUGUGCAUGACAGCUACUGGACGCAUGCGUGUGAUAUUGAUACCAUGAGCGACAUCAUCCGCGACACGUUUGUGCGCUUGCACUCACAGGACAUUCUCGUACGUCUGCGUGACGAGUUCCUGCAGCGCUACAAGGGCUACAAGAUUCCUGCAUCGUCGCUAGCGUACACCAAGGCCAAGGUUGCGCGCGCACGGGCCGAAGAGCCUGCCGAGUCCGAUGCGGUCGAGGCCGGCGCCGAAGACGCAGAGCCUGUGCUCGGGGACCUAGCGUCCCUGUCGCAGUGCGACCAGGAGCCAGAUGAAAAUGGCUUCUACAAUCUCGCGGACCUGCUUCCCACCAUCCCCAAAAAAGGCGGCUUUGAUGUCUCGGAGAUCAAGCGCUCUCUGUAUUUCUUCAGCUAG